Molecule: messenger RNA, 525 nt
Organism: Paramecium sonneborni
Lineage: Eukaryota; Ciliophora; Oligohymenophorea; Peniculida; Parameciidae
Source: the annotation of a GenBank genome assembly
AUGCUAAGAAAUUUUCCUAAGUUAAAACAUCUCAGUUUAAUAAAAAAUCCCAUGUGUUCUAAGUUUACUUAAGGAGAAGAGGAAUAUAUUAAGUAUAUAAAAUCAUAAUUCAAUAGAUAUCGAAUUAAAUUCAUUUAAGAACUUCAGUUAUUAAAAAACUUAAAUGGUACACCUAUUAAUCUAGAAGAAGCAAAUCCUAAUUUUCGGAAACUAAAAUAAUAAAUUGAAUAAUAGUAAAUUGAUAAUGUAUUAAAUAUUUAUAAUUGUUUGUAGAAUAUUAAUGAAUAGAAAAAAGGAACAAUAGAUUAUUAUAAUACUAAAUAUCAAAAACUAAGUAGUAGGACAGUUAAAAUUAAUGUUAAGGAAAUAGAUUUAUUAUUUUUUUAUUUAAAAUGGUAAAAAUUAUAUGAACAAAAAUUUAAUUAUUUCCUAUAUUUAAUUCAAUUUAAUUAAAAAAUAAAAAAAAGGGUUGUCAACACGAGGACUUCCCAAGCGGUCCCCCACCUUAGNAUUUGCCUGCUAUGA